This is a messenger RNA of Dichotomopilus funicola, 2685 nucleotides long. RefSeq lists its product as uncharacterized. Lineage: Eukaryota; Fungi; Ascomycota; Sordariomycetes; Sordariales; Chaetomiaceae. The transcript has a single exon. The record is from RefSeq and is a predicted model, not a curated record. Bases 1 to 2685 code for a protein of 894 amino acids.
AUGAGCGAGGCCAGCUACAGCACAUUCACCACCUAUGAACAGACAGAGUAUGAGAUCGAAAACAUAGGUCUCAACUCCUUCCACCUCUUCACCCGGCCCAUCUCCGGGGACCUCCCGAUAGAAAGGACAGGCUGGACCCGCUUCGUCCAGCCCUCAAGGCGCACCCGCCGCCGUCGCGAACUCGUCCAACCGGUGCGCAACCUCUUCCUCCCCAUCGACAGACGCACCCCGGCCGAGUUCAAGAAACAACCACUCCUCCGCUCAGAACAACUAGUCCGCUACGCCAACAUACUCUCCAACGCCGCCGACAUGCCGCGCCACAUCACGGCCCGCGUUUGGCAGUACCUCCGCAACCGACGUGCUGGUGACGCCAACACAACACCCCGGUCGACUCUCCCCAAACCACCGCAUCCAAACCCCCUUGAGGCGCUGCCCCGGUCGUUUCGCCAUCAUAUUUGUCGUAAUUCCACUCCGGUUCGUAUCCCCCCGCCCAUGAUGAUGACCCCGAUUAUGCCGCUCGGCUCACUGAACAACACCCCUGUGCCUUCCAGGUUUGGUUCCGGUUCUCGCGACGGAUAUUCUUUUACGGAUACGAGCGUCGACGGCGACGUGGACGUGGACGUGGACGGGUCCGGAAAUCGUCGUGAUGUUGGUACGCCUACUCAUACGCACUUUGCGGGUAGUGGGAUGCAUUUGCGGUCUGGACUGAAUAAUAUGCGUCGGAGUAAUGAUAUGCAAAAGGAGAACAAGCUGUUGUCGCAGGGUAAGGACAAUAAAAUAAAAAACAACAAAAUCCAAAAAACGCAGUGGGAUGGUGUUAAGGACAAGGGGAAGCGUAACUUGGACGACCGCAUAAUAGCUAAGGUCAUCCCCUCCUCCUCCUCCAACAACAGCAACAGCACGAUACGCUACGCUCGGCAGAAUACGUACGCUCCGAGUAGCGCGUACAGCGGUCACCAUCAUCACGACCGCGACCACGGCCACGACCAUAGAAGCAUGGCUAUGGUCAAAGAUUGGGUUGACCGUACGAAUGCAUACGAUAGAUAUGAAGAGAACCGCCACAACAACAACAACAACAACAACAACAACAACAACCACCACGAAAACAGCCCAGUCCUCGACCAGCGGUACAUAGUCUGGUACAACGGGGACGGCUCCCUCGCUCAUAGCCCUAGCCCCGACACCAUGAGCCUCACGUCUGCUGGCGCGUACUCUAACCCGCUCACUGACGCUCCGAGCCCGAUGUCUACGACCAGCGACCCCUAUUAUGACGGGGCUGGUGCUGUGACGAGGGUUGUUUCUUCUGAUGAUGAAGGCCGUGCUCUUGGUCCUGUGCGGAACGAUGUCCACGUGCAACGGCAAGAUCGACGUCAAAUCCAACAACGGGAGCUCGCUGGUUUCCUUCUAGAACCUCCGGAGGCCUAUAACAACACCAACAACCCCCUCGCUCUUGGCCCCGUUCGGAAAUACGUCGACGGACAGCAGGAACAACAUCAAAACCAUCAACAGAAACCCCGAAGCGUCCUUAACCAGGGUUGGCAGCCCGCUGGGUUCCUCACAGAACAGCCAGCCGGUAACAACACCGACAACGCGCUUUCUCUUGGCCCUGUACGGCAUGACGUUGACGCACAGCAACAUCAUCAACAACAACAACAUCAAAUCCAGCAACAGCAGCCCGUCGGGCUCCUCGCAGCAGCGCCGCUGGCUAGUAACAACCCCAACAACCCCUACAACCCCAAUCCUGACAACAACCCUUACAACAGCAACCCCUACAACUCCCCACCCGCUUCCCCAGCCCGCUCAACCUUCCGCUUCCCAAGCAACAAGAACAACCACCCCCGAGACCCCCUUGCCAGCCCCUUCGCCCCCCCCCUCAACACCCAAAGCGUCUUCAACGGCCGCCCCUGGGGUCCCGACUCCCCCGGCUGGGUCCCCCCAGGCCAAGAUUUCGCAGCACGCAGUGAACGCUGGCGCAAAGCAGUUCGGGAGGCAGAGGAGGAAGAAGAGGAGAGGAAGAGAAACACGAGAUGGAAUGUUCAGCCGGAGGUGAAGUAUAGAGAGGAUUGGAGGGAGGUUUUUGGGAUUGCUGCUCCGAAGGAGGGGAGGACUUCAGCCGGGGGUGGGGGGAGUGAUGGGGGUUCGGAUGCGUCGACUGUUAAGGUGGGGGGUGGUGAUACGGGGGGGAUUUCGACGGAGGUUAGUGCGGCUGAGGGGUUGAAUGAAUUGUUUGGAGGGACGGAGACGGAGGAACAAAGGGGGUCAGCAGCAGGAGGGGGAGGAGGAGAUGGAGAACUAGCAGUAGCAGUGCGAAGGGCAGGAGAACUAGUAUCAGCAGCAAGAGGAGCCGUAGCAGGAGAAAAGGGGGAGGGCGAAAAAGCGGUACAGGUCCGGGACGCUAAUACGGCCGAGAGCAGCGCGGUAACUGUUAGGCGGAGGGCGUCACAGGCACAGGUGCAGCUGCAUUCGCCGCCUCACUCGCCGUCUCGAUCGCCGCCUAGGACCCAGCUUCAGGUUCGGCCUAAGCUUCAGGUUGAGAUUCGGCCUCAAUCUCAAACUCAACUUCAGGAGCAGCCGCAAUCGCAGCCUGACUCCCAGACGCAGCUUCAGGUUCGGCCGCAGCUUCAGGUCCAGUCGCAGGGGGGUAUCCGAAGGUGUCUAGGCCAGCGUACAUGGAUCUGUAAUUGA